UACGCCUCCCUCUUUCGUUUUCGAGAUCAGGGUUUGUCUCCCUUCGAUCUCUUUCUUCCCGCUUUUAGGGUUUUGCUUCCCUUCAAACGGAUCAACCAUCCCCUUCAAUCGAUUUUUGAUUUUCUUUCCUGUUCGUUCUAUUUAUUCCGAAGAUGAUGCAACCAUCCAACGGCGCUGUUCCCUCUCAGAUGUCUAUGGAUCCACAGCAGCAGCAGCAGCAGUAUCAACAUCAAUACCAGCAGCCACCGCCGCACCAACAGUGGAUGACGAUGCCGGGUCAACAGCAGCAGCAACAACCGCCGCAGCAUCAGGCGUACCAGUCUCAGCCUCCACCUAUGUGGGGGCAACAGAUGCAGCAGUCUGCGAUUCCUCCUCACCAGCAGAAUCAGUCACACUCGAUGCAGAUUCAGUCCCAGCAACAGAACUACCCAUCUUCUGGUGCCCAGCAGACUGCUUCGAAUGAACUUAAGUCUCUCUGGAUUGGGGAUCUGCAGUACUGGAUGGAUGAAAACUACCUAUGGAGCUGUUUCGCGCAUGCUGGAGAGGUUAGCGCAGUGAAGAUGAUUCGCAACAGGCAGAGUCAACAGCCUGAGGGAUAUGGUUUCAUUGAAUUUGCUUCCCAUGCUGCAGCAGAAAAAAUAUUGCAGACUUAUAAUGGUACUCAAAUGCCAAGUUCUGACCAGUUGUUCAGAUUGAAUUGGGCCACUCUUGGUUCAGGUGAAAGGCGUGAUGAUACCCCUGAUUUCACAUUAUUUGUUGGGGAUUUAGCUGCCGAUGUUACUGACCUUUUUCUACAAGAAAUAUUCAAGGCCAACUAUGCAUCAGUUAAAGGUGCUAAAGUUGUCUCAGACAGAAUGACUGGUCGCUCAAAGGGAUAUGGUUUUGUUAAGUUUGCAGAUGAGAACGAACAAAUCCGUGCCAUGACUGAGAUGAAUGGAGUUAUGUGUUCAUCCAGGCCAAUGCGAAUUGGAGCUGCUGCGACCAAGAAAACUAGUGGCCAGCAAUAUGAGAAAGCUCCCUACCAGCCCUCUCAUGGAAGCGAAGGCGAGACAGAUCCGAAUAAUACAACUAUAUUUGUUGGUGGACUUGAUGAGGGUGUAACAGACGACUAUCUUAGACAAGUGUUCGGUCAAUAUGGGGAUUUGGUUCAUGUGAAAAUUCCUGCUGGCAAACGUUGUGGCUUUGUUCAAUUUGCUGAUAGAGCAAGUGCUGAGCAAGCAUUGUCAAUGUUGAAUGGAACUCAGAUAGGAACUCAGAAUGUUAGACUUUCAUGGGGUCGUAGCCCUUCAAAUAAGCAGACUGCUCCUUCUGAUCAAGGUCAAUGGAAUGGUGGUGCUGGGGCCGGUGGUGCUGGUGCUGGUGCAUACUAUGGUGGUUAUGGUCAAGGAGGAGGUGGAGGAGGUUAUGAAGGAUAUGGAUCAUAUGGUCAAACUCAACAACAGGACCCUAAUAUGUAUUAUGGUGGUGCUGGUUAUAAUGCUGGCUAUGGAAAUUACCAACAGCAGCCACAACAGUGAUCAAUGAAAAAACUUGAAGAUGUACAUCACCAAUGGACCUAAUUUUGCUAGUGAUAUCAUUUUGGGUUUUGUGUGGUUAAUUGACUAUGUUGUUCCUUUUCCUUCUUUUUUCUUACAUGCAAUUGAGUUUGUGUGGUCUUUUGGUGUUUAAGUAGUAGUACUCUUUCUCUGUCAUUUGGUUUUGUAUUAUGGAUGUUGUGGUGACAGUAACAUGAGAGAUUCUUAGAAUUUUUCAUUGUGGCUUAUGUUACAUUAUCUAUCCUUUUUUAUCUUGAUUGAGUCUUGUUAUUGACAAAAUUAUUAACCCUUUAAAUAUUAUGUCCAUCUUUGAUCU
Messenger RNA from Impatiens glandulifera, 1851 nucleotides. Its product is annotated as polyadenylate-binding protein RBP45-like. Gene Ontology annotation, cellular component: cytosol. The transcript has 7 exons. Lineage: Eukaryota; Viridiplantae; Streptophyta; Magnoliopsida; Ericales; Balsaminaceae. Gene Ontology annotation, molecular function: mRNA binding. The record is from RefSeq and is a predicted model, not a curated record. The coding region runs from base 153 to 1517 and encodes 454 amino acids.